CGACAAAAGUUGGGAUAAAAAAAUAAGGUCUUCGUCUUGGCUUCCAAAAAUUUCACUUCCCGUCUUCCUCCUCACCAAGCCAAAGCAUCCAUAGCCCCAUAAUCGAUGGCUUCAUCUCUUACCCAAGUCAAUAAUCCUAUUAAUCACACCUCCAUCGCAUCCCCUGUUUUCAUCAACACUGAAUCCCUACACUCCAUUCUCUCACACCGCUCCUUAAUUCAACACUUCUACACCUCUUUACCUACCGUCUCUCCCUCACUCCAUACUCCGAUUCGCCAAAGUUAUUCCGUUUCACCAUCAUCUUCUCUCCUUCUCAUGCCCUCUUGGUCCUCCUCCCCCUUCCUCCCCUAUAUAGGUGUAAAGCUUGUCACCUAUUUCCCGGAAAACUCCAUGCUAAACUUGCCCGGAAUUCAUGCAAGCUAUGUGCUUUUUAGCUCCACAACUGGGCAAACUUUGGCCUCUAUGGAUGGCACUGUGUUGACUCUUUAUAGAACAGCUUGUGUUUCUGGCUUGGCAUCAAAAAUCUUAGCUAGGGAUGAUAGCAAAGUGCUGGUGAUGAUUGGUGCAGGUGCUUUGGCACCCCAUUUGAUCAAGGCGCAUCUCGCUGCAAAGCCCAGUUUGGAGAAAGUGAUAAUUUGGAACAGGACGAUGAAAAAGGCGACUGAUUUGGCUGAGAAGCUGAGGGUAGAAUGCACUGAAAAUGAUGGGGUUUGUUUUGAGAGUAACGAUAACUUAGAGAUCAUUGGAUUGGGUGAUAUUGUGAGUUGUGCUACAAAUUCUGAUAGGCCUUUGGUGAAGGGCGAGAAACUGAAGCCAGGAACCCAUUUGGAUUUGGUAGGAUCGUUCAAGGAGACGAUGAGGGAAUGUGAUGAUGAGGCAAUAAAGAGAGGGAGAGUGUAUGUGGAUAAUGAGGCAGCAUUGGUGGAGGCAGGGGAGAUCGUCGGAGCUCUUGAGAGAGGAGUGAUUGAGAAAAAAGAUGUUGGAUAUUUGGGGGAAUUGAUAAAAGGGGAUGAAGCUGGGAGGAGGGAUUCUCAAGAGAUUACCGUGUUCAAGUCUGUUGGUUCUGCAAUUGUCGAUAUGCUUGCAGCGCAAUUGGUAUAUGAGCAUUACACGAGGGGUUGAGUGGUUCUGAGGUUCCUGUCGUAUCCUCAGAAUUUUUAUCUGUCUGGGGCAAAUCUCAUUUAAAUUUCGCUGUUUUAAAAUAAUCAGAUAUGGAUAAUAAAUGAUAAUCUGCUGUGAGCUAUAAGAGUUUAAUAUUAUCGGUUCCCCUGUAUUUGAUCUUUUCUUUUUAGAUUCUCGAGUUCUAUUUAUAUUAGUUAUCCAUCAACUUAUUACAGAAUUUAGCUGAGACAAGUUGCUCAAACGUGGUUUCUUAGGAUCUUCACUGAAAUAGCCUAAACAAAGCAAGAAUAUUAAGCAAAACAAAUGUGAGUGGUAUAGUAAACGAGCUUGAAAAAAUGGUGAAGAAUGGAUUUCAAUGAUCAUUACUGGCAUCGAACAAAUACAUGAGAUGACAAGCUACAAGGAUUCUUUGAUGCUUGCCGUUCAGUUCAUGGCCUAUUGGGGGGUAGAACAAAACAUCCAGAAUUUAAACUGGACUACGGUAUUUGAUAAUAUCAGACUUCUCUUUGACGGGUCUGUUUCUUUUUGGGCACCCGGUGGGGAAUCCUCGGGAAUAGUAAAUCAUUAAGUUGUCGCUCAGCACUAUAUUCUGAAGUUGCCUGCAAAUACAAUUUUGAUUAGGAUAGAGUAAAACAAUGAGAGAUGCGUUUCUGCAAAUCAGAUACAAUAGGUGCCUACUGCACAGAUAUACUGAAAAUGCCUGUUUGACAUACCCGUGAAUUAAAUCCAAACCGCAACGUUUGAAUUUGUGUUUCAGAGCAAACCCUCAAAUCAAAACCAAGGGAAUCUACACCAAUAACUCCUGCCUCCUAUGAAAGAUGCAAAGAAAAGCUUAUUAACGUAAAUACAAACUGAAAUAUCUCCCAUACUAAACACAAGCUGAUUAACCCUCAAAUCAAAACUAGUAAGGGUAUAUAUGAAAAAAUAACAAUUAAUGCUAUCUUAAAAUCUUCAAAGUGAGAUAACUUAGGAGGUGGUAUAAAAUAAUCUUUUUCCAAAACUAAGUGUUUUCAGGAGAAUUAAAAUUCUACAAAGGGGAAAAGGGAGACAAACAGCAUGAGGGCAUUGACAUUUUAAAAAAUGAGUUCCAGAAUUCCAACAUCACAGCAGCAGUAAGAAUGCAAAGGUCACGCAUAUUAUAAAUUCAAAAUCAGCAAACAUUUCCAGAGAAUUCUGGAAUGGUGAUAUUGUGUUACCUCCACUUGAAUACCCUUACAUCUCCAACACAGAGAUUUCAAGGCCUGUGAGAUUUUUUCCCCUCCAGCUUUCAGGCGGGAUAAAAUUUUUCCUGCUGAAUGUGCAAUAGCAUCAGGUUUAGCCUCUCUAAAGUCUUCAGCUUCAACUGUUGUCUGUAGAGAAAUUGACACAGAAAAUUAAUUUCUAGUAAUCUAAGUCUACAGAUAAAAACAAUGCCAAGGACUAGCACAUUUGGGGAAACUGAAAUCUCAUGUUCACCAACAACUGUGGUGGCAGGGGAAGGACUACAUUUCAAAUUCUCAAUUAUAAAAUAAAUUUCAAAGUAUGCCCCUCAAUUUCAUCAAGGAAACUGUUCAGAUACGGACUCAACAAAUCACAAAUUGUUACCCCUGAUUUGCAAAUAUUCAUAUUUGAGAUGUUGCAAAGAAAUAGAAGAAAACUUUUCAGAACUUGAUCUUGAAAUAAACAGCCAAAACUCUUUGAUUAUUGAAAUGUUUGAACUGCAAUUGUGUAAAAGUAGCAUGUAAUGCACUUAAACGAGAGAACAAGCAAAAUGAAGUAGUUACAACAUGAUAUUGGAUGACAAUGACGAUGAGGGUCCAAAAUUACAAAAUCAGCAACUCCAUUGCAGUCACUGACACGGCCAAGUUUAGAUUGCAACAAUAAAAUGAAGCAAUGAGCAAGAGGCAAUCUCCAAACACAAGUAAAGUAAAAAAAUAAAUAAAUAACAUACAUGAUGUCCAUGAGCUGAAAUUAAUUGAAUUUUAAUCAUCUCCAUCUUGUAAAAUGAAGUCCCAUUUCUAGGGGUCUGAUCCUUCUUCAAUUCCUCUGCACAGGUUGAAAUAUCUUCAGAUGAUCCUGAUUCAUGUUUAUGACCAUUGAUCCCACCAAGAUCUUCCAAUCUGCUAUCUAAAUUUUUCCCAAUCUCAUUUUUGUCAGCAUGGUGUGACUGGUUACCAGACAUAUGCCUCUGGAUGUCAGAGUGUUCUUCAAUGAAGGCAGGUCUUAUGAGGCCCUGGAUUGCUAAACCAGCUGGAGGCUGCUCCAUCCAAUCUAUAGGAUCAUCUAAUGCAGCCUACACAACACAAAUAAGAAAUAUGCAGGGAAAAAGAAGAUUUCACCUAAAACCACCAAACACUACUAACACUGGACAUUUAUGAUUUAUCAUAUUCAAAAUGAAGAUAUGAACCCUAAGUUCAGACAAGAAAAAACUGUAAGCUUUUAGCAUGUUUUAAGAUCAUCAUGGAAAGCACACAAUUUUAUCAUCUUUCCAAAAGUAUUUUUGCACUGAUCCAUCAUAAUAUUAAACACUUACAAUGGACAAUUACCUGUGCAAGCUUUUUUGCAAAAUACAUUGGAUGAGAAGUACGCAUUGUCUCCAACUUUGCCCAGUCACCAAGUGCCUCAUCAGAAUCGUAUUCCUCACCUUCAUCUUCAAUAACAGCUACCAGGUCCUAUUUACAAGAAAAAAAGAAAUCAUAGUUAAGCAUAUGCAUUUGGAAGCCAAAUACAAGGACAGGAAGUGGUUGCAAGGAUAAGGAAAAUCAGACCUCAUCAUAAUCUUCAUCUUCAUCAUCCUCAUCUUCAUCGUCAUCAUCUUCGACAUCACCAUCCUCAUCUUCAAUUUCCUCAAUUCCAAAAUCAACUUCUGAUGAACCCAAUAACUCCAUCUCACUGAUCAUUUCCAUGGCAUCAAAGCCGACGAUGGCUUGC
This is a messenger RNA of Manihot esculenta (cassava), 4032 nucleotides long. Its product is annotated as protein SAR DEFICIENT 4. Lineage: Eukaryota; Viridiplantae; Streptophyta; Magnoliopsida; Malpighiales; Euphorbiaceae. The record is from RefSeq and is a predicted model, not a curated record. The transcript has a single exon. The coding region runs from base 106 to 1122 and encodes 338 amino acids. Gene Ontology annotation, cellular component: cytoplasm.